GCCUAGACCACUCCUCGGCGGAUCCGGACCGCGAACUCACUCAGCUUUCAGAAACCGAAGUGUGAACACGCGCACCUCACUACCGGGAGCUAGCCUGCCUCAACGGAAUUUGCCGUUCGUUUCGUGCUCUAAAACCACAAAAAAGCAUCCUUUAAAAGCAACAUGUCGAAGAUCGGAAUCAACGGAUUCGGCCGCAUCGGUCGCCUGGUGCUCCGUGCCUCGAUCGCCAAGGGCGCUCAGGUCGUGGCCGUCAACGAUCCCUUCAUCGGUGUCGACUACAUGGUCUACCUGUUCAAGUACGACUCGACGCACGGUCGCUUCAAGGGUGAGGUGUCCGCCCAGGACGGUAUGCUGGUCGUGAACGGCCAGAAGAUCGCCGUCUUCCAGGAGCGCGACCCGAAAGCCAUCCCGUGGGGUAAGGCCGGCGCUGAGUACGUCGUCGAGUCGACCGGUGUGUUCACCACGAUCGAUAAGGCAUCGGCCCAUUUGGAGGGUGGCGCCAAGAAGGUCAUCAUCUCGGCCCCGUCCGCCGACGCACCGAUGUUCGUUGUCGGUGUCAACCUGGAGGCGUACAACCCAUCGAUGAAGGUCGUCUCGAACGCGUCCUGCACGACCAACUGCCUUGCUCCGCUGGCUAAGGUCAUCGACGACAACUUCGGCAUCCUGGAGGGUCUGAUGACGACGGUCCAUGCCACCACCGCCACCCAGAAGACCGUCGACGGUCCGUCCGGCAAGCUGUGGCGCGAUGGCCGUGGUGCUGCUCAGAACAUCAUCCCGGCUGCGACUGGUGCCGCGAAGGCUGUCGGUAAGGUCAUCCCGGCGCUGAACGGCAAGCUGACCGGUAUGGCGUUCCGCGUCCCGACCCCGAACGUGUCCGUCGUCGAUCUGACCGUGCGCCUGUCCAAGCCGGCCACGUACGACCAGAUCAAGCAGAAGGUGAAGGAGGCUGCCAACGGUCCGAUGAAGGGCAUCCUCGACUACACCGAGGAGGAGGUCGUAUCGACCGACUUCGUUGGUGACUGCCACUCGUCCAUCUUUGACGCCAAGGCUGGCAUCCAGCUGAGCGACACGUUCGUCAAGCUGAUCUCCUGGUACGACAACGAGUACGGUUACUCGAACCGUGUCGUCGAUCUGAUCAAGUACAUGCAGACCAAGGAUUAAACAUCUUCCUGGGAGCGCAGCAAGAAAGAGAGUCCCUGCGUGCUAUAAUACAGCGCUGCGCGAGUGUGGGUGUGUGCUGGUGUGAGGGGGUUACGCCAGGACGAAAUCAUUCCCGGCGGCCACACCACGAUCGUUGAUAAUUAAACACGGAGCAGGUCGUGUGUCCAUCCAUCGGGGCGUAGAGAAUCUUUUCCGUUCCAUUCUUUUCUCACCGGAUGCGUCUGUUAUCCUCUUGCUAUCCUUUCUGUGGUAGCCAGCAGGACCAACAUGGCACCGUUUGAUAGGAAUGGAAAAUAGGAUUAAUCAAAAGCGGGAAUUCUAAAGUCAUUUUGGCACGUGUCACACCCUACUCCCCAUAUCAUCGAGCGUAGAAAGCUGCCGGCGAAUAAUUAGUCAAACAUCAAAUGUCCCGUGUAGCGCCUCCACAUCGUAUAGUGAUCUUUGUUUCCUUCUAUUGCUGCCGAUCGUCAUCCUUUGUGAGUUUGCAUCCCCACCGGUUGGGAGAGAAUCCUUCUGGGUGACUUUCGCGUGAGGAUUGAAUGGAAUAAGGACUCACCAGAACACACACGCACGCCCGCAACACGCUAUCUCCGCUGGCGUAAAUUAUUAUAGUCGUAGGUCGAACGUAAUGAAAACGAUUCAAAGAUCGCCUCGUCGUUAUACAUAUUUGUUGCAUGUAAUGAACAAAAUUAACUACACAAACGUACAGACAAACAAGCCACAUAACACACUGACAGUAAACACACAUACACGCCCACAUUUUACAUGCAGAAAUCCAAUGUUCUGUUUAGUUGGUAAGGAUUAAUGAUAUAAAAAAACAAUAAAUUUAACUGCUAAAGCGUUACUAGAACCACA
Anopheles nili is the source of this 2016-nucleotide messenger RNA. Its product is annotated as glyceraldehyde-3-phosphate dehydrogenase. Lineage: Eukaryota; Metazoa; Arthropoda; Insecta; Diptera; Culicidae. The transcript has 2 exons. Bases 163 to 1161 code for a protein of 332 amino acids. Gene Ontology annotation, molecular function: NADP binding; NAD binding; oxidoreductase activity, acting on the aldehyde or oxo group of donors, NAD or NADP as acceptor. Gene Ontology annotation, biological process: glucose metabolic process. The record is from RefSeq and is a predicted model, not a curated record.